AGGCGUCACUGCUCUGUGCCCCGGUCAGGGGGCGGGACGGCGUCGCGUUGCCGGGACACGGGGCGGAACAAUGGGCGAUUGUUGGUGAAGUGAAGCCGCCGGGGCCGCGGGCGGAGACCGGAGACCGGAGACCGGAGACCGGGGACCGGGGCGGGAUGGCUGCCAGCAAGACGGCCACCGACAUGAAGCUGUACAACUUCGUGGCUGCGGACACGAUGUGGGCAAAUUCAAUCAGAUUGGAGACAGAGGCGGCCAAGAAAUGGGUCAACAAAUGGGGCUUUCUGGUGACCCAGCGCGAUCAGAUUAAGGCUGAGCAGGAGAAGCUGAGAAAUAAAUGCAGACUGCUUACUCCCGAACACCUGAAGGUUCGGCCAGCGUCCCCAAUCAGCAAGUACAUCAAGGUGGGGCCGUCUCCCGCUGUUCCACAGACAACGCAAGGUCUCAUUGGCUGGAGGUCAGCGGUGCCAGGGCUGGAGCUGGAGCGAUAUGGAAGCCCCCGGCGAGCAAAAUGGAGCUUUCUCCAUCAGAUGAAGUGGCCAGAAGACAGCAUCGAGUAACUGAUCACUUCACCGCGAGUCCACUGGUCUUCACAAUGAUGCUCAAGACUGCUGCUUUUAAUUUCAGUGUAGUCGCUACUCCUGGUUGUCCACGCGGUUUUUAAAGUUAUAUAUUAAUUGGAAAUACCAUUCCUUCCACUAGAUUUAAAAAGCAUUUUGGAAACCUUUGAAAGAAAGGUAUCUUUCCACAAAAUAUCUUUUGAAUUCUUUCCUUCCCCUUGUCCCUUAUAUACCAUCAAGUUCCUUUAAACUUGGCGAGUCAUAGACAAACUAAUCUCAAUUCCAUAAUACUCUCAGACACAAUAAUCCUCAAUGUCAGUAUUUAUUCCACUAUCUUUAAGAAUGUAACGCCAAUUGAGAUAGUAUAGCAGAGUGCAGAGACUUUUCACAGUCAGUGAGGGCUUUAAUUAUUCUGUCUAAUUGACAAGAAAACCCCAUGAGAAAUAUUCCCAUGGCAUUAUCUCACUUAGAAACUGUAAUUCAGCUUUGCAAUAAAUUGUUCCUCAACAAAUAGGGAUUUUGUUUGUGUCUAUGUAACUUGUUGUAGAUUGGAAUCAGUCCGAAGGAAGGUAUCUUUCUCCCCAUUUCGUCAUUAUCAUUUGAGAGGAAUGCUGUUGUUGGGAGGGCUAGUCCAGUGAGGAUGAUAUUCCCCUCUUAUGCAUGUAAAAGCUGUACAUCUCUAUCCUUUAUGUCCACCUGGGACUUAGAAACCCUCUGUGUUAUGACAGUGAUAAAUCUGAAAGUUUACUCAGUUAUUUUUCCGAGGAUUCACUCUGGCCUUUCCAUGCCCAUCUGGCAAAUGUUCCUGUAGAUAUCUUUAAGGUGCAGAUUCAUGUUUGUCCCUGUGAACAGCUUCUGAACUUCCAGCUCAAGGUUUAUGCCUCAAUAACAGCUCGUCCACCAGGACCCCGUGGAGUGGGCAGAAGUAUUAUUGGUGGAAGAUUAAACCCCAAUCUGCACCAUCAGUAAUGGUGCCCCACUAGACAGUACGUCUGACAUCCACAAAAAAUCUUCCAAACACUCCCAUCUUCAUUUCAGCACCUGUUAUAAGAUCAGUCUGAAGAAGGAUCCCAACCCCGAACCAUCACCGAUCCAUGUUCCCCAGUGAUGCUGCCUGACCUGUUGAGUUACUCCAGCACUUUGUGUCCUUUUCUGUUUCAAGAUUAGUGGUAGUGUCGCCAAUCACUCCCCAUCGCCAUCUCUGCUAAUAUCCUGACAAACAUCCCCUCUACACUUUCCACAAUGUCUCGGCUGAGGUCCCGGCACUCAUUUACAAAUUUCUAAAGUGACGUUUUUUCUGUAUUUAUAAACCCAAGUAGACAAUAGACAAUAGGUGCAGGAGUAGGCCAUUCAGCCCUUCGAGCCAGAACCACCAUUCAAUGUGCUCAUGGCUGAUCAUCCACAAUCAGUACCCUGUUCCUGCCUUCUCCCUACAUCCUUUGACUCCGCUAUCUUUAAGAGCUCUAUUUAACUAUCUCUUGAAAUUAGCCAUCUUAUCUACCUUUCCCCUCCCACUGGGAUUUCCCUGAUCACCACCAUUCUCAUUUAUGCUGUUCACAGUGGGUCAUCAUGUUGAGGGUCCUGAUGGCUGCUAUCAUAGAAACAUAGAAAAUAGGUGCAGGAGUAGGCCAUUCGGCCCUUCGAGCCUGCACCGCCAUUUGAU
Molecule: messenger RNA, 2220 nt
Organism: Amblyraja radiata (thorny skate)
Lineage: Eukaryota; Metazoa; Chordata; Chondrichthyes; Rajiformes; Rajidae
Gene: cimip1
Product: ciliary microtubule inner protein 1
Exons: 4
Coding region: 156-557 (133 amino acids)
Source: RefSeq, a predicted model, not a curated record